CCCCGCUUCCCCUCUCGGCUCAGGCCCCCUCCCCCCCCGCCGCCCCCGCCCCUGGGGAAGGCAGGCGCCGAGCUGAGCGGAUGCCGCUGAGCCGCUCCGCCGCCGCCGCCUCUGCGGAGCCCCCGGCGCCGCUGCCCUCCGCGCCGGCCCCGGCCCCGGCCCCCCCCGGCCCCCUCCCGCGCAGCGCGCCCAACGGGGCCCCGGAGGGGGAGAAGGGGGGGCCGGGGCGCCGCGCUGAGCCCCCGCGCGCCCCGCUCCCGCUCUUGGGCGGCCCCGGCCCCGGCGCGGGGAUGGACGGCCCCGGGGCCAGCGCAGUGAUCGUGCGCAUCGGCGUCCCGGACCUGCAGCAGACGAAGUGCCUGCGUCUGGACCCGGCCGCGCCCGUGUGGGCCGCCAGGCAGCGCGUGCUCUGCGCCCUCAACCACAGCCUGCAGGACGCGCUCAACUACGGGCUGUUCCAGCCGCCCUCCCGGGGCCGCGCCGGCAAGUUCCUGGACGAGGAGCGGCUCCUGCGGGAGUACCCGCCCAGCCUGGACACGCCCCUGCCCUACCUGGAGUUUCGAUACAAGCGACGGGUUUAUGCCCAGAAUCUCAUUGAUGAUAAGCAGUUUGCGAAGCUUCACACCAAGGCAAACCUGAAGAAGUUCAUGGAAUACAUCCAGCUCCACAGCACAGACAAGGUGGCCCGUCUGCUGGACAAGGGGCUAGACCCCAAUUUCCAUGACCCUGACUCGGGAGAGUGCCCGCUGAGCCUUGCCACCCAGCUGGACAACGCUGCCGACCUGCUCAAGGUGCUGCGGAACGGCGGCGCACACCUGGACUUCCGCACGCGGGACGGGCUCACCGCUGUGCACUGCGCCACUCGGCAUCGGAACGCGGCCGCACUGACGACCCUGCUGGACCUGGGGGCGUCUCCCGACUACAAGGACAGCCGCGGCCUGACGCCCCUGUACCACAGCGCCCUGGGCGGGGGCGACGCACUCUGCUGCGAGCUGCUCCUCCACGACCACGCUCAGCUGGGGACCACCGACGAGAACGGCUGGCAGGAGAUCCACCAGGCCUGUCGCUUUGGGCACGUGCAGCACCUGGAGCAUCUGCUUUUCUAUGGAGCCGACAUGGGGGCUCAGAAUGCCUCAGGGAACACAGCCCUGCACAUCUGUGCUCUCUACAACCAGGAGAGUUGCGCACGUGUCCUCCUCUUUCGUGGUGCCAACAAGGACGUCCGUAAUUACAACAGCCAGACGGCCUUCCAGGUGGCCAUCAUCGCAGGGAACUUUGAGCUGGCCGAGGUCAUCAAGACCCACAAAGACUCCGACGUCGUACCAUUCAGGGAAACCCCCAGCUAUGCGAAGCGCCGGCGGCUGGCUGGUCCUAGUGGCUUGGCGUCUCCACGGCCCCUCCAGCGCUCUGCCAGCGACAUCAACCUGAAAGGUGAGGUGCAGCUGGCAGCUUCUCCCGGGCCCUCGCUACGAAGCCUUCCCCACCAGUUGCUGCUCCAGAGGCUGCAGGAGGAGAAAGAUCGGGACCGGCCUGGCGAGCAGGAGACCGACAUCAGUGGCCAUGUGGUGGCCAGGGGCAGCCAGAGCAAGAUCAGCCCGAGCGGCCCCGGAGGCCCCGGCCCCGCGCCCGGCCCUGGCCCGGCGCCCCCCGCGCCCCCCGCGCCGCCGCCCCGGGGCCCGAAGCGGAAACUUUACAGCGCGGUCCCCGGCCGCAAGUUCAUCGCCGUGAAGGCGCACAGCCCGCAGGGCGAGGGCGAGAUCCCGCUGCACCGCGGCGAGGCCGUGAAGGUGCUCAGCAUUGGGGAGGGCGGAUUCUGGGAGGGGACGGUGAAGGGCCGCACUGGCUGGUUCCCGGCUGACUGCGUGGAGGAGGUGCAGAUGAGGCAGUAUGACACGCGGCACGAAACUCGCGAGGACCGGACGAAGCGGCUCUUCCGCCAUUACACAGUGGGCUCCUAUGACAGCCUCACCUCCCACAGUGACUAUGUCAUCGAAGACAAGGUGGCCGUCUUGCAGAAGAGGGAUCACGAGGGCUUUGGCUUCGUACUCCGAGGGGCCAAAGCGGAGACCCCCAUCGAGGAGUUCACGCCGACACCCGCCUUCCCCGCGCUGCAGUAUCUGGAGUCGGUGGACGUGGAGGGCGUCGCCUGGCGGGCCGGGCUGCGCACCGGGGACUUCCUCAUCGAGGUGAACGGGGUGAACGUGGUCAAGGUCGGACACAAGCAGGUGGUGGCCCUGAUCCGCCAGGGCGGGAACCGCCUGGUCAUGAAGGUCGUCUCGGUGACCAGGAAGCCUGAGGAAGACGGGGCCAGGCGCAGAGCCCCCCCGCCCCCCAAGAGGGCCCCCAGCACCACGCUGACCCUCCGCUCUAAGUCCAUGACGGCCGAACUGGAGGAGCUUGCCUCAAUUCGGAGAAGAAAAGGGGAGAAGCUGGAUGAGAUCCUGGCGGCCGCCGCGGAGCCCACCCUGAGGCCAGACAUCGCGGACGCUGAUUCGAGAGCUGCCACCGUCAAACAGCGGCCCACCAGCCGGAGGCUGACCCCUGCCGAGAUCAGUUCGUUGUUUGAGCGCCAGGGCCUCCCUGGCCCAGAGAAGCUGCCGGGCUCGCUGCGGAGGGGGCUUCCCCGGACGAAGUCAGUAGGGGAGGACGAGAAGCUGGCAUCCUUGCUGGAGGGGCGCUUCCCACGGAGCACGUCGAUGCAGGAUUCGGUGCGCGAGGGCCGCGGCAUCCCGCCACCGCCGCAGACAGCCCCGCCGCCCCCUCCUGCCCCCUACUACUUCGACUCGGGGCCGCCCCCUGCCUUCUCGCCGCCGCCGCCACCGCCGCCGGGCCGGGCCUACGACACGGUGCGCUCCAGCUUCAAGCCGGGCCUGGAGGCGCGCCUGGGUGCGGGGCCCGCGGGGUUCUAUGAGGCCGGCGCGGCCCUGGGCCCGCUGCCCUACCCCGAGCGGCAGAAGCGCGCGCGCUCCAUGAUCAUUCUGCAGGACUCGGCGCCCGAGACCGACGGCGCACGGCCCCCGCCCGCGGCCACCCCGCCCGAGCGCCCCAAGCGCCGGCCGCGGCCGCCGGGGCCCGACAGCCCCUACGCCAACCUGGGCGCCUUCAGUGCCAGCCUCUUUGCGCCGUCCAAGCCCCAGCGCCGCAAGAGCCCGCUGGUGAAGCAGCUGCAGGUGGAGGACGCGCAGGAGCGCGCGGCGCUGGCGGUCGGCGCUCCCGGCCCGGGCGGCGGAAGCUUCGCCCGCGACCCGUCGCCGACGCACCGCGGGCCCCGGCCUGGCGGCCUCGACUACGGGCCCGGAGACGGCCCCGGCCUGGCGUUCGGCGGCCCGGGCCCCGCCAAGGACCGGCGGCUGGAAGAGCGGCGCCGCUCCACGGUGUUCCUGUCGGUGGGCGCCAUCGAAGGCAGUGCCCCCACCGCCGACCUGCCCUCCCUGCAGCCCUCCCGCUCCAUCGACGAGCGCCUCCUGGGCGCCGGCGCCGCCCCCGGCCGCGACCUGCUGCUGCCGUCCCCCGUCUCUGCCCUGAAGCCAUUGGUCAGCGGUCCCAGCCUCGGGCCCUCGGGCUCCACUUUCAUUCACCCACUCACCGGCAAACCUCUGGACCCCAGCUCACCCCUGGCCCUCGCCCUGGCUGCCCGCGAGCGGGCUCUGGCCUCCCAGGUGCCCUCCCGGUCCCCCACGCCGGUGCACAGCCCGGACACCGACCGCCCCGGGCCUCUGUUUGUGGAUGUCCAGGCCCGAGACUCAGAGCGAGGAGCCCUGGCGUCCCCGGCCUUCUCCCCACGCGGCCCAGCCUGGGUUCCUGUGCCUGCUCGCAGGGAGCCUGAGAAAAGCCCCCGAGAGGAGCGCAAGCCACCGGACGACAAGAAGUCCAUGAUCCUCAGUGUUCUGGACACAUCCCUGCAGCGGCCAGCCGGCCUCAUCGUGGUGCACGCCACCAGCAACGGGGAGGGGCCCGGCGGGCUGGGGGCCCAAGAGGAGCGCCCAGGCUCCCUGGAGCCGACUCCGACCCCUGCACAGUCGGCGGUGGUGGCAGUGGCAGAGCCCCUGCCCAGCCCCCGGGCCCAGCCCCCCACCAGCACCCCAGUGGAGCCCGCACUAGGCCAGGGCAGCUCAGAGGAGGAGCCAGAGCUGGUGUUUGCAGUGAACCUCCCGCCUGCCCAGCUGUCCUCCAGCGACGAGGAGACCCGAGAGGAGCUUGCCCGCAUUGGGCUGGUGCCACCCCCUGAAGAGUUUGCCAAUGGAGUCCUGCUGGCCACCCCACUGCCCGGCCCAGGCCCCUCUCCCGCUGCGGUGCCUGGCCCAGCCUCAGGGAAGCCCAGUAGCGAGCCGCCCCCUGCCCCUGAGUCGGCAGCCGACUCAGGUGUGGAAGAGGCUGACACCCGCAGCUCCAGUGACCCCCACCUGGAGACCACGAGCACCAUUUCCACGGUGUCCAGCAUGUCCACGCUGAGCUCAGAGAGCGGCGAGCUCACCGACACCCACACCUCCUUCGCCGACGGACACACUUUUCUACUCGAGAAGCCGCCAGUGCCUCCCAAGCCCAAGCUCAAGUCCCCCCUGGGGAAGGGGCCGGUGACCUUCAGGGACCCGCUGCUGAAGCAGUCCUCGGACAGCGAGCUCGUGGCCCAGCAGCACCACGCCGUCUCUGCCGCCGGGACUGCCCGCCCUCGCUACCUCUUCCAGAGAAGGUCCAAGCUGUGGGGGGACCCCGUGGAGAGCCGCGGGCUCCCUGGGCCUGAAGACGACAAGCCAACUGUGAUCAGUGAGCUCAGCUCCCGCCUGCAGCAGCUCAACAAGGACACCCGCUCCCUAGGGGAGGAGCCGGCUGGCGGCCUGGGCGGUCUGCUGGACCCUGCCAAGAAGUCGCCCAUGGCGGCAGCGCGGAUCCCUGCUGUCCAUUAUCGGGACUUGCUUUGUCUGCGAUGGAAGGCUCUUUCGGGCACCCGGAAUAUCCCCCGUUGGUGCUGAGGUGGGAGCUGGUACCCGUCAGGGACCAGGCUGGGUCUGAGGCUCACCCUCCGGCUCCUGCCCCGAGCGGCCUCUGCCCUCCGGGCUCAUUCUAAGGCCCACUCCUGGUCCUGCCCUUGCCCGUGGCCAGCGCCACCUUCCCCAGAGCCACCUUGUGCUUGUUUUCUCGUAAAGGCUUGGCGCCUCCUUUCCUCCUGGGACCUGCCCCCAGGAGCACAGCUCAGAGCCCCUCGAAUCAGAUGCCUCUGGGUGGCCUGAGGUGCUGUAGGGAGAGGGGUGGGACCUACUGUUUCUGAACCCACCACCCCCCAGAACACUGGACUGGCACGUCUGCCUUCACUUCCCCACCCCUUGCCCGUCCCUCCGUCUGAACCCGCCCUGCCGGGGGUUGGGGCCACAUUGCUAGAAGUGUGGUGGCGGCACUGGCAUGGGGAGGGGCUGCUCGGGCUGUCGUUCCUCUGGCUUGGCGGAAGCUGCUGGAUCCCUGAUGACCCCUGGGCUCUUUGCUUGAGGACCCCUGUCCCAAAGGGGGCUCCUCUCAGGCCUGUGGGCUGCACGGAUGCCAGUGGGAAAAUGGGAUUCUCUCCCCAGGGUGCUGGUAGAAGGGCAGAGCUGCUCGUCCCCAGGCCGGCCCUCUCGUCUGCCUUUCCAAAAGUUGCCUUGGCCUUCUGUGCCCUUUGGGUCUCUCCUCGUCUGUUCUCCUGGCUCUGGGGGGAGUGUGGGGGUUGCUGCCUCCCAGCUGCCUGAUCUUGCUGCCCCAAAGACCAUCUAGUGGGCUCUUGGCUGUGAACCUCGGGAAACAGAGUUCAUGUGAUGGGGGAGCUCAGAACUUAAGAAUCUUGCAGAAUUCUUACAGCGGCCUGUCCGUUCUGCCUUCUAACAGGUCAAGAUUCAAAAGAUGAGAGGGCGCUCCGGGAGCCCCUGGUGCUUCUCUUGGGUGGCCCCCGGAGCCCCCUGCUCUUGCUCCUGGGGCAGUGACCCUCUUCCCUUUUAGCCUCGGCCAGCCCCACAGAGGCAGUGUUCCUCGAGUGGCCUGUGGGUGUGGACAGCGAGGGUCCCAGCAGGGGGUGACUGGCCGGCAGGGAGCCCUUUUUGCACACUGGCUCUGUCCAGAGUCUCCAUGAGCUUCUCUGCCCUCCGCCAACCCCUCCCUUCUCUGCCCCUGGUCUCUAGGCAUAGUGCCUGAGAGCACACAGCAGUCUUUCAAUAAACCUCGGCUAAGCGGAUGAAAGAACGAAGCCAAAUGCAAGUGCUGUCUUUUGUGGUUUGAGCCCUAGGGAAGUGGCUCAGGACAAGGAUCUGCAGAGAGACUGACCCAGACCUGUCCACCCUGCUUGCACCGCGGGGCAGCCUGAGGCACAGGGGAGGCGGGAGGGCUGGCAUCUUGCUGGGCUCCCCUUUUGGGGCUCACGUCCACCUUCUUUAGCAUCUGGCCUCCGUCAGGGUGAGGGUCUCUUGUCCAGGGCUCUGGGGUCACCAGGACACCGUGUUUUGGGUGGGAAAGGGCAAGACUGGCAGCUCCCACCCUUCACCUUCUGGAUCUUUCUCUUAGUAGUUCCCACCAAAUUCUGCCCUCAUAUGGGUCACCUGCUUCCCUGCCCCCAUCAUCAAGUUUAGGGAGGCGCAGGGCUGUCGUUGGAUGGGAGAGGGUGGUCUCCAAGUGACACCCGCUCUGCUACCAGAAAAGAGACAGAUACUGGACGGCCAGAACAACAGAUGUCCCACGACAGCCCUUGCCAACGUGAGCAACUUGCCUGGCCCCCUGGUGCCAGCUCAUGGUUGGGUGGCCUGUGCUGGCUGAGUGGCCAUCCUCUGUCCCGCUGCGUGUUAGCUGCUGCUGCUUUUGUUUUCCUGACGCCCAUGUACUCAGCCAGACCCUUUGGUUCUUUUCUGGGAAAAUAGUGCUAGACGUGGCACCAAGAAGUCACAUCAUAGCACUUCGCCCUCACGACCGUCUGUUAGGUGAACAAUGACAUCUCCGUUUUGCAGACUGAAACUGAGGCUCCCAGGAGAUUGGUCCCAGCAAUAGGAGGGCCUUCAUCCGGCCCAGGCCCCGUUCUGUGCUCACUGGGUCAGCGCACAGUGACCCUCCCACAGGAGUCGCCGGCCUGCUUUGUUAUGCGGCAGGAUCACACCCUUUUAUUUUGGUCAUGUGGAUAACAGAGCACGUGUAGUCUGAUGUCUUCGGCAAUUGAGCCACCCCCUUCGCCACUGCCUCCUGCUCUCCUUUUACCCUCUUGAGCUCCCCCGUUGGCCCUGCUGCCCCCCGGCCCCCUCUGCCCAGCCUGACCUCAGGCCUGGCCCUCUGUGUGGCUGUGGUGGCCAGAGUUGGGCUCUGACCCAGGGCAGGCUAGCCCGUGGCGAUGGCACUGUUAGUGAGACAGUCUUUGGAGAAAUGCCCAAGUGUGGGAAGUUUCCUUCCCAGCACCAACCCCGACGGAAGCCCUGAUGGUUUGCUGCGGCCACCCCUGAGCCAUGCCCCUGGGGGAUCACCUGGGACCACUUCCCUCUCCCAGGCUAGCCCCUGGCCCGACCUGGACGGACAGCACCCUGGAGGCAAAUGCCCUCCUCCUUCCAUCUUCUCUGUCCUGCUGCUGGGCCCAGGCUUUGGUGUCUGCUUAGCCAUGAGGUGCUCUGUGGCCUGAGGUCUUUCUGGACAGGUCAGGUGGCCUGGAACCCAAAUUCAGGAACUUGUGGAAGUGAUUGGCCAGCUUUGAUUUUCGAGCACUUUGUGCCUUUGGCCUCCAGGAAUUCCUUUUUUCCUUAACAUCGAGUCUCCUCAGGAUGGCUUUCGGGAACAUUGACCCUAGACCUCUGCUCUGCAUUCCCAGCUUCAGGGCUCAGUUCUCUGCGGGACAGACUGCCUCGGCCUUCCCUGGCCAUGGGCUCCACAUGGGAAUCUGAAUCUGUGCUCUGAGCGCCCCAGUGUGUCCGUUUUCAUCGGUCUGAACCUCACACGGUGAAACAGCUUUGGCAGCACAAGGUCAGGUGUGCAGCAGGUUCAGGAUGCCAUGCUCCCCUCACCUGUGCAGUCUCAGACGACUUCUUUGUGGACUGCAGAAGACACUUAUGCUUCGUGACAGUCGAGAACCCAGCUCUAGAGUUCUGCCUGUUUACAUGUCUGCCAGGGAUCUGGGGAAAGUGGCAUGUGGCCUGCUGGCUGCCCCUGCAGGGGCUCAAGGCCAGCAGGGCCUGUUCUGGGACCAAUGCCGACAGCUUUCAUGUGCCAGCCUGUGUGGGAUCUGCCUCAGCACCUGCAGGGUUGAGAGCAUCCCAGGCAACGGGCCCAGGGUUUCUGGAGACACCAACAGACGGACCCAGAAGAGGGGACCUUAAGGCACUUAGGGUGUAAGGGCUGAGUCUGGCAAAGGCGUGGGUGACGAGAAGCCAGAGUUGACAGAAUGAAGAUGCCCCGAGUCAGAGGUGGAUUUGCCCAGAAGCUGAGAAGGAUUACGCUUCAGGGCCCCGUUUCUAAUGUGCCCAUGAUCAUGCGUUAACCUUCUUUAUGAGGCCCCCCAAGUUGCAAAAGCCCAAAAGCUAGGCUUGCCCUGCAUGGAGGGGCCUGAAGAUGAGCUAGUGACCAAGGCUGCGGUUUGGGCUUUUCGCAGCCUGUCGGUACCCAUGGGCCCAGGGAAGCGGUUCGAGACGGGUGAUGUGGCCCUUGUCCUGCUGGGUGUUUCCUUGGUGCGGGGGGUCAAGGAAGACAGUUGGGAAGGCGCCCAGUGAGCUCAUGGGAGGUGCGGGCCCAGAAGCGGCGGACGGAGAACAGGGUCGGGGUUAACGUGGGAGGGUUGGCCCUUGGCAUGGGGGGUGAGGAGGUGCAGAAGCUGGUGUGAUUCCAGGCCCUGGUGUGGGAUGGCGGUGGGGCACAUUGGGUCUGGAGCCCUGGGGAGGCUGCCUGGGCCUCAGCUGUGGCAUUCUUGGGCACUUUGCCCAUUCCUGAUGGUGGGAGCAGCUGACCUGACCCAGGAGAAAGUCCAGAAGGAGAAGAAAAGAGGGCAGAGGGAAGGGCACGUGACGGGAGACAGACAAGCAGGUCGAGGAGAAGUCAGCAAGUGGGAGUUGGGACAGGCAGGACUUCACCAGCCAAGAAAACGGGGAGGCGAAACAGGACAAGAUUCCAGAUGCUGGUGGCAGAGGAGUCGAGACCAUGGUUGCCAUGAGGGAGGCCGCCUGAGGUGUUUGGGGCAGUGGUGUUUGGUGAGGGGUCGGGUGCAGGAGGCGGGUACCCAGCACACGGCCAACAGCUGAGAGUGGCAGCAGCGGUCAUUGCCAGGGUUCCUGCCCUCCGGCCGAUGUGGGCAGUGCCUGUUCCCUGAGAGAUGGGACAGGCGUGGAUGCCAGGGGUGCCCCCAGCCUUCCCUCGAGCUGUUCUCAUCUAGGCCUAGUUGUCUGCAGUGUUUGGGGAGGGGUACGGUGUCACCCUCCCCCCACUCCCAGCCAGAACUCGGCCCCUUGCUCCCCCCGUCUCCCGGCACUAGCCCGGCUCUUUGGCAGAGUCUCGCCUCCCUGCAGCCAGCACGCUGCACGAGGGUCUCCUCGGACACUGCAGCCGCGCAGCCUGCCCGGCCAGAGCCUCUGGCUCCCUGGCCCAGGCCUCCCGUGCACGCCCUACCACGUGGUGGGUGGCGGGACCAGCAGAGCCCGUGAGGUGGUUCCGUGCAGGUCCCUGAAUUGGUGGCCCAGGGAGGGUGUCUUCUGGUGGUUGGCACCUGCUCCCCCCACUCACCCCAUGUGUUCUCAGAGCUCCUCUCCUCCUGGGGCACCUGCUGGCUUUCUCAGGAGCUCUGCUCCGCAUCUGAGCAGUUGAAAUGAGGCUGAGGGGAGUGAGCCAGCACAAGGAGAUGGAAAGCAGGGGUUGUUUCUUGGAUCCAGGUCAAGUGGGAGAGGCCACAGGGAGGGGUUGGCCCUGGACAGGUGGACGAUGCAGGAGAUGGAGAGAGAGGGCCUGCUUUGGGGGAGGGGAGCUGAGGGCACCCUGGGUGGUGGACUGGGGAACCUGGAGGAGAGCUCUGUUGGCCAGUCCAGGUGGAUUGAGAGAGAGGGGACUGCAAGCUGGAGGGCCUUCCAGGCUGGGUCCAACAGCAGAGAGGAUGUGAGGUGACAUCCGGCACUUAUGGCCAGCCCUGGGCAGAGCGCGUGGAGGAAUGCUCGUGGGCAGGUGCCACUGGGGUCUGCGUUUCACCAGCAAGAGACCAGGUGGCACAGCAGAUCCUCCAGCUCUGCCCACCCCUGGCCUACACUCGCAGGCACUCUCCCCCAACUACCCCCUCUCCCGCGGCAGCUGGGCCCACGCACUGUGUCCUCUCUCCACUUGGGUGGGGAGCGCCCAGUCAGGGUCCCUGGUCUGGGCUGUCCGGCCAUGUGGCCGUGAUGGGGGCGUGUGCUGCCGUGCAAACUGCCCGCGCUAACACUCUCUCUCAUUGCUCUCUUCCUGCCCCAUCUGCAUGUGGCUGCUCUGUCUAGCUGCGCGGUGGCCCCCGAGCGCCGGCUGUGUAAGUGAGCAUGCCCAUCCCAUGCCUUCCACUGUCUGCACGGCUGCUACCGCUCUGCUUGGCUGCUGGGGUUCUGGUGUCUCUGACAGCCUCCUGGCUCCUGCCGUGGCCACAGCGGGCGCAGGGAUGGGGAUGGGGUUACGGAGGAGGGUUUUCUCUGGAGCAGUCUUCCAGACUGGCCUUCUUGUGUGUCCAGGCUGGGAAGGGGCAGGAAGUCUGGGUCCUGUUGGGCAAGGUUAGCAGCGAGUGUCCUCCAAGUGUGUGUGUGGCUUGUGGCUCUGAGGGCGUGUGCUGCUGCCUGCGGUUCUCGGGUCUGACACUCCGCACCGGGCCUGCCUUGCACGCGCUGCUGCCCCUCGAUGACGUGAAUGCUGCCUGGCGCCUGUCUCAGGGUAUGCUACGAAGGACCUGUUCAUCCUGUGCUGCCUUGGUCACAGCUCAGCCAUCCCCGCUGCCAGCCCCAGGCUUCUCUGGCCCUGGUAUGGGGAGUGGUGAGGGGACUGACUGGGUCUUACUGCCCAGGGCAUCAGUGGAUGGGGCUGUGCCCAGCUCCAGCAUCCAAGGGCUGUUGGGGAGCAGCAGCCAGCCCUCUGCCACCAGAGGUCCUCCUUCCUGGAGCUGCUGUGGUGUGGAGAGAGUAAACCAUCUUAUUCUUCCCAUAUGCUCUUCAGUGCAGGUGUUGCUCCUCCCCUGCCCCCCACCCCAGCAGGGCACUGGCUCUGACCCCUCCAUACUCGGGGGUCGCACUAAACAAAAGGGCCAGGGAAAAACCACAGGAUCCCACCCUUCUUUCUUCCUCUGGACCGGAGGGACCCCUGCCUGCCCCAGUGCCCCCGCCCUGCCCCUGCCCCGGCUCUCCGUCCACCCCCGACCUCGCCUCGUGCCCCUCACCUGGCCCUGACCCCCUCUCCCU
Choloepus didactylus (southern two-toed sloth) is the source of this 11378-nucleotide messenger RNA. It is a transcript of the gene SHANK3, whose product is annotated as SH3 and multiple ankyrin repeat domains 3. The transcript has 22 exons. The record is from RefSeq and is a predicted model, not a curated record. The coding region runs from base 81 to 4970 and encodes 1629 amino acids. Gene Ontology annotation, cellular component: postsynaptic membrane; postsynaptic density; dendritic spine. Lineage: Eukaryota; Metazoa; Chordata; Mammalia; Pilosa; Megalonychidae. Gene Ontology annotation, molecular function: synaptic receptor adaptor activity; ionotropic glutamate receptor binding.